Molecule: messenger RNA, 882 nt
Organism: Letharia columbiana
Lineage: Eukaryota; Fungi; Ascomycota; Lecanoromycetes; Lecanorales; Parmeliaceae
Exons: 4
Coding region: 1-882 (293 amino acids)
Cellular component (GO): membrane
Molecular function (GO): oxidoreductase activity
Source: RefSeq, a predicted model, not a curated record
AUGUCGCCAAGAAUAAUACUCAUCACGAGAGCGAACAGAGGCAUAGGCUUCUCAAUUCUUCAGGCCUUGGCCACGCGCUCUCCAUCCCAUCACUAUCUUCUUGCCGCUCGCAGCACGCCGAACGGGGAAUUGGCCAUUCAGGGACUGCGAAAGUCGGGCGUGCAAGCUGAGAUCGACGUCGUGGAAUUGGAUGUUGCAAACGAGUCGAGCAUCAAGGCGGCAGAGCGAAAGGCCAGACGCUCGAACAUCCAAGAAAGCUACGCUCAGACCUUCAGCACCAACAUUACUGGCGUCGCUCUCAUGAUGAUCACCUUCCUACCUCUCAUGAAGGAGAGCUCUCCAGACGCUCAAAUCAUCAACAUCUCUUCUGCUCGCGCCUUUCUUCAUCUAUCAUCAACCCGGAAUCUCCCACCAUCUACGGUGAUCUCCUACUCGGUCAGCAAGACGGCUCUCAAUGCUUUGACGGUCGAGUACGCGAAGGCAGAGCCUACUAUUGCCUUUUACGCCGCUAUUCCAGGCCACUGCAAGACUGCAUUCAACGGUUUCAAGGGUACGAAGGAUCCAUUGGACGGGGCGCGAGUGGUCGUGGAGCUGGUAUUGGCCGAGAAGGGGAAGUACGAGAAUGGCUUUUGGCAACUGGAGGGCAAUGAGAAGGAGGCAAGCCGAGUGCCGUGGCACAUUCAAAAACCAAAAUAUGUUGACAAUAGAGGUCCAUGGCUGAUAACCCAUCAAUCGUCUGUAAUAAUGGACUUCCUCAUUCGUUUCGUACAAAUCCAUGAGACCUUUCGUAAGCCUGAGAUCGAGGCGUUGGCCGUCCUUGCAGAUGUCAAUGUCGAGUUCCUAUCCUACAGUGAAAGUGUAUGUUUUGACUUUUCCGGCUGA